Molecule: messenger RNA, 1984 nt
Organism: Hyalella azteca
Lineage: Eukaryota; Metazoa; Arthropoda; Malacostraca; Amphipoda; Hyalellidae
Gene: Rap2l
Product: ras-related protein Rap-2c
Exons: 2
Coding region: 111-656 (181 amino acids)
Biological process (GO): Rap protein signal transduction; negative regulation of cell migration
Cellular component (GO): plasma membrane
Molecular function (GO): GTP binding; GTPase activity; GDP binding
Source: RefSeq, a predicted model, not a curated record
UUUCCUGUUUAACUUAUUCAUACCAUUUCAAUUUUUGUUACCAGUCUUCCAUUGCAAGUGGAUUCGGUCAAAAUUCCAUAUUAACCCCAAAAGAAAAGUAAAGAAUCACAAUGCGUGAAUUUAAGGUUGUUGUUCUGGGCUCGGGUGGUGUAGGCAAGUCGGCACUCACGGUACAGUUUGUAUCGGGAUGCUUCAUGGAGAAAUAUGAUCCCACAAUCGAAGAUUUCUACAGAAAAGAAAUCGAGGUGGACAGCAGUCCGUGCGUGCUCGAAAUCCUCGACACGGCAGGCACGGAGCAGUUCGCCUCCAUGCGGGACCUGUACAUCAGGAACGGCCAAGGCUUCGUCGUCGUCUACUCACUCACUAACCAACAAACUUUCCAGGAUAUCAAAGCAAUGAAGGAACAAAUUACCAGGGUCAAGGGCACCGACCGAGUUCCUCUUCUUCUAGUCGCUAAUAAGGUUGACCUGGACCACCAGCGGGAGGUGCCUGCUGUAGACGGCAUGAACUUGUCCCGGCACUGGAACUGUCCCUUCAUCGAAGCCUCCGCCAAGAACAGAUUGGGAGUCAACGAAAUGUUCGCAGAGAUCGUCCGAGAAAUGAACGUCAACCCCAGUAAAAAAGAAGCCAAUUAUUGUUGCUGCGUCUUGCUCUAGCGGUGGCAGAAUUUUUAGCUCCUAGUUCUUGUGUAAUUUGCGUUCGCUGUGUGUAAGUCCGACACUGUUAAUUGCAUUGGCUUUGAAUGCGUCGAGGAAUGAACUCUUGUCUUCUGACUACUCAUGCCUAAAUCCGCGGAAAGGAAAUUGUUAGGCACUUCUUGGUACCCUAUAGGUUACUUUUUUAUCUGCAGUGGUGCGAUUCAAUAAUUUAGGCUUCAUGUAUGCUGUCGAUGACACUGAAAGUAAAAAUAAAAUAAAUGAAGUGAAAAGUAAUUGAAAAAUUGAGUGCAUAAAGGUUAAAGAGUAAUUAACUACGUGUGCGAUUUUAGUGGCAUGCAAUUGUAUUAAUUUAAUCAUUUAGGUCUUUCGUUGUCGUACCAAACUCUGGCGCGUUUAUUGAAACUCGAGCGGUACAUUGCAUGAGAUGUUGUAUUUCUAGAGCGCUGGCCACGUCUUAUGCAAUGAUGAGCAAUUGAGUCACAUUGUGAUGCAGGCAGUUACAGUGGCUGUAGACUUGGCUCAUUGUGAUGCAGGCAGUUACAGUGGCUGUGGUCUUGGGGCUGGAUGCAGAAUUGAGAAAGCUCAGAUUGCCUCAAAUUAUUUAUAAUCUUCUAAAAUUGGUAUACCAAGGUUGUCAAAAAACUGCACGUGCUUUAUAGCUUUCAGAACUAACCAUCCAAUUCCCCUUUUACUUGAAACUUGGUCCCCUACACGGUCAAUGAUUGUAGAAGUUCAUUUAGUUGUCUAGGAUUGUGCUGGCUGAUACAGCGCAUAUUUCAUGAUGGAUCGUUAAUCUUUACCAUUACACGAUGCAUUUACGUGUGUAGAAGAUUGCUUCUUGUACACUUAUAUGGUAUACAUAGUGCGUAUUGUAUCUAGUGACUAACAUGUACAUAUCUUUGUUCACUUGCAGUUUACAGGACUCCUCUAAACUGAGCUUGGGAGAGUAACCAUUUUUGUAUUUGUAUCACGCGAGGAGUGUAAGAGAAGAUGAAGGAUGUUGAUAUCCUUGUGGCUACUUAAAAGGUCAAUAGCGUUACAAGUUCAUCUAAUUAACUUCAAAUCAGGAAAAUUCCUGACACGAUAACAUUAAAGCAUUACGCCGAGCUUAUGCUACAGAUCAUGCUAAUAUUGGCUUUGUACAGUCAAGACUAGCGGUCUGUUUGACUCCCGGUAUCGCCUUGAGCAACGUGAAAAUGCCAUUUUUCAGAUUCGAAAGCUUCACAUUUUCAUUCUCAAACUUGCUUUUUCAAUUCAUUUUGUCAUCAAUUUUGUGCUCUUGUAUUAAUAUGAAUUUUGCUUGUAUGUUUCUUUGUUUGUGGCAA